UUUGACAACAAUCGUCAACAAUGGUGGAAACGGAUUCCGUGACAUACAAGGCAGUGUUCGUUUUCUGAGACGAAAAAUUAUCAAUUAUGGUCAAUACUUCACACGAAAUCAUUACAGCGAUGAUAUUGCAAUAAUAUUUCGCUUAAUAUUGUUACAAAACCAUAAGAAUGUGUGAUGUUUGUUCGGAGUUUUCACAGCUUUUACUAAAUUGUGAGGCAAGAUUAACUGACGAUGUUUCCCAAUACCCAACAAUAAGCCAAUACGAACUAGAGACUGUCCUGAACUACAUUAUUUCUUGGCCUCAACGGCAAUGCAUGUGCUGCUACCGAGAUGUAAAAAACUUUGAAAGGUUUUAUUUAGUGGUGCAGAGUAUUUUAUGUUUGUCUGUGUGUCAACUGAAGCUACUCAAGGAUGAGUUGAUAGCUGCAGCUAAGACAUCACCUCCUGAGGAGUGUGAGGAGAAGGCUCAGCCACCUGAAUCUGCCCCAUCCAGCAAUGAAGAGAAAAGUGAUGAGCCCAAGGAGGAACAGGCUCCUGUUGAGCCUGAGGAGUCCAAAACACCUGCGGAGCCGAGUGAGACUGCAGAAGUUCCAUCCACAGCAUCAAAACCUACAGUCACUGAUGAUGCUGAAUUCUGGUCUUUACAGCAAAAGGAAAAGCUCAUGGCUAUUGUCUCGAAAAUUUUCCUUCUAAAUUUCCCUUUAUACUUAGCUUGUAAACACUCGGCGCUUAGUCGCUUAGAUGACCUGUCUGCUCAAGAGAUUUCAAAUUUAAGUUCUUACUGUGACUUACAUGAUACAGAAAUACCUGCAUAUCUACUACGUAAUGUUAGCUUGUUCUGUAAGCUUGGUGGGGUGUGUGCAAUGACGUCAGUAUUUGAGCAUGCGUCGCCCAGCACGCUCCCACUGUCCAUGGCACAUGCGAUUGUGGCAGCUGUGGGUAAUCUCAAGUUGUGGUUGAACUUUCGAGCUGUGGCACAGCUGUUCAUGCCAUUGAGGAGUAAAAUCUUAAAAUACAUGUGCAGUUUGGAGGACAAAGACCUUAGAGUACCAGCUGUGAAGUCUAUGGCAGAUUUCAUGUGGGGAGCAGCGAAAGAGCCUCUAGACGCUCCUCUCACAUUUGAUGGCGACGGUCUAGCCUUAGCCUUCAAAUACUUCAACAGCAGCACCCUGACAAUGAGAUUAGCAGGUGUAGCGCAGAUCAACGCGCAUAUAGCGGCGCACAAUGAGUUGUGUGCGGGGGAGCCGGCGCAGGAUGCUGAGGUGGCUGGCCAGCAGUUGGCAUCCUGGCUUACACAGAAUAAUAUCAUAGAGCAUCUGUUUGGACCUAAUCUACAUGUUGAGGUUAUCAAGCAGUCCCACAUGAUCCUCAAGUUCCUCGCAGUGGAAGGUCGCGUGACAUCAGAGCACGUGGAACUAGUGUGGGCAGCCGCACAAUUGAAACACUGCGGGCGACAGGUGUACGACUUGUUGCCCGGGUUCAUACGUGCGUUGGCGCCUAAGCCGUGCUCGCAUCUGUACAGUUUGCUAUGCUCGCUGCCGCCUAAGGAGCAUACUGAACAGAGCCUCUACUUAGCUUCGGCGCUGAUGCGCGCGAUGUGGUCACGCGGAGCCGCGGGCGCGGGCACGCCUCCGCCGGAGGACGCGCGGCUCAAGCCCGCCUGCAAGCCCGGACACUCCUCCAGCGAGGCCAGCGUCAGCAUGGAGCAGACCAACUCCGACGACGACCCGUGUGAAGAGCUAUCCACAUCGGGUGAGGAAGCGGGCCCCACGCCGCGCAAACAGAGCAAACACCAGCGGGAACUCACAGCAGAACAAGAAGAGUGGCUCCGUGAAGGGGAAGAGCUGACAAAGAAGGAAUGCGCUACCCUCAAAUCGUGUCAAAAGCGCGGCAAGCGCGCCGGAAGCAGCGGCAGCGCGAGCAGCGGCGCCGAAGAGCUGCUGCGACCGCGGAAGAAGAAGCUCUACAAGAAACGGCAUAAGACCAACAAGCAGAGGCACUUUCUAGCAACACAACUGAAAACGGCCGACUUGGCAGAGUCCGUGUCAGAAGUCGAGGAAGAGUCAUCAGGCAGCGAGACAGCACACUGUCAGCUGUUUAGCGAUAAUGUGGACGCCAGCAGGAGGCUAAUGGAACUCCGCCUAAUGGAGAGCUACAACAAACGUCGAGGCGAAGAGGAGGAGGGCAGCGCCUCCUCCGCCAUCUCUCCUCACUCGCACCGCCUGCCCGACCUCGACGAGGACGACUCGGCUUGCGAGGAGGAGUUAGCACGACUCGCCGCGCAGUUAGGGUUCAACAACAAACCUCGGGGAGAAGAGGAGGAGGGCAGCGCCUCCUCCGCCAUAUCUCCUCACUCGCACCGCCUGCUCGACCUCGACGAGAAAGACUCGGCCUGCGAGGAGGAAUUAGCACGACUCGCCGCGCAGGCGCAGUGUCUCACUGGUUACGCGGCCGGCGCGCUGUCCCCGCGCGCGCGGCCGCCGUCCCCGGCCGCGCCGGCGCCGCUGGCCUGCAACGUGGACGACGUGUGCCGCCCGGGCAACACGCUGCUCUGGGACUUGUUGCAGGACGGAGCUAUAGAGCAACUCGGUGAAGGCCUGGCUCUAGAGGCGGAGAAGGCGCUCUGCGCGCUGCUCUGCUUUAGCACCGACAAGUUCAUCCGAAUCAAGUUUAUCGAAGGAUGCCUUGAUAAUCUUGCCAAUCACAGGUCUGUGGCAGUCUCGCUUCGUCUUUUGCCGAAGUUAUUCUCAUCAUUUCAACAACUACGCGGAAUGGAUAUGCAUCAGGUGGUAAUGUGGGCAGAGCGCGAACGCGGCAUGAUGCGAUUAUUUCUCGAAGACCUGCGUCACUACGCGUCCCAACCGCGGGCCGCGGGCGAGGCGGCACAUUAUGCGCACAUCACAGAACUCACUGUUCGACUGCACUUCCUCACCGCCAUCUUCUCGCCCGUCGGGUCGCCGCAGCACUUCCGGUUAACAGUAGAUCAAGUAGAAGAGCUAUGGCAGUGUCUCGUGGUCCGCGGCACUCCAGAAUGCGCCGACUGCCUGUAUUCCUGGCUGCUGUCGCACACCAAGUCGCCCGAGCAGCACGCGCUGGGCCUGGACGCGCUCCGGUUCCUAUACAUCGAGAAGAUGCCCACCCUGGACCCUGAGACGAUAAGCAUCAUGGGCCUCAGCCUGUACCAGCAGCUGUGCAACCUGGCGCGGAUGGCGCUGGGCACCGGCGGCACCGGCGACGCGCACCCGCACACGCUCGCCAUCGACCACCUCUGGAAGAUCGCUCUCCGCGCCAACAGCACCGACGUUUCCAUGGGCGCCAUUCAAUACCUGAACAGCUACUACAUGGGCCAGCAAUUACUACAAGAGGACGACUUCGUCUCCAAGUGCAUGUUCCAUCUCUCCUCCGCAGCCGAGAGGCUCAUAGUGAAAGAGCAGGAAGACGAGAGCUCGAUACCGUCCAUGACGUGCGAAGAGAAGACAGAGACGGAGAAGGUUCCGGAUAAACAGAACAUUUAUGAGCAUAUGACGGAGGAUGCGGCGCUGCAGUGUGUGCAAAGGGCGCUGCUGUUGUUGAAAACACAUUUGGAUACAUUUAAAAGAAGAUAUGCAUAUCACCUCCGCCGCUGGGCGCUAGCGGAGACAGGAGCUUGGGAAGGCACGGGCGGGGCCGGCACCGUACGGCUCACACUACAACCGGCCGGCGCGGGACCUCGAGCGUCGCUGAGCUUACAUCAUUCCGACCUUGUCGCACAUCUACGUGCCCACGUUCACUGCUGGUGGGAGCGGCAGAUUCAAGGCGAGGAGGGUGUAACGGCGCUGGCGACGGACGGUCCGCUACGUAUGAUCACACAGGGGCAGGAGCUGACGAUAGACUACGACGAGAGAACGCUUUACGACAUGGGGUUUAAGGACAAUCAGCUGGUGUUCGUGUCAGUGGGAGUAGGCGCACGCUCCGCCUGGGCUGAAUGGCCGUCGGCGCAGCCCGCGCCGGCCCGCACUCGGCUACCUACACUGUUACUACUGGACCCCGCCUACUUCAACCAUCUGUUCACGCUGAUGCAAGCGCUGGGACGCAUGCGAGAGCCGGGCGCUACCGGGCCCGCGCCGGCCCGCACUCGGCUACCCACUCUGUUACUACUGGACCCCGCCUACUUCAACCAUCUGUUCACGCUGAUGCAAGCGCUGGGACGCAUGCGAGAGCCGGGCGCUAACGGGCCCGCGCCGGCCCGCACUCGGCUACCCACUCUGUUACUACUGGACCCCGCCUACUUCAACCAUCUGUUCACGCUGAUGCAAGCGCUGGGACGCAUGCGAGAGCCGGGCGCUACCGGGCCCGCGCCGGCCCGCACUCGGCUACCCACUCUGUUACUACUGGACCCCGCCUACUUCAACCAUCUGUUCACGCUGAUGCAAGCGCUGGGACGCAUGCGAGAGCCGGGCGCUACCGGGCCCGCGCCGGCCCGCACUCGGCUACCCACUCUGUUACUACUGGACCCCGCCUACUUCAACCAUCUGUUCACGCUGAUGCAAGCGCUGGGACGCAUGCGAGAGCCGGGCGCUACCGGGCCCGCGCCGGCCCGCACUCGGCUACCCACUCUGUUACUACUGGACCCCGCCUACUUCAACCAUCUGUUCACGCUGAUGCAAGCGCUGGGACGCAUGCGAGAGCCGGGCGCUACCGGGCCCGCGCCGGCCCGCACUCGGCUACCCACUCUGUUACUACUGGACCCCGCCUACUUCAACCAUCUGUUCACGCUGAUGCAAGCGCUGGGACGCAUGCGAGAGCCGGGCGCUACCGGGCCCGCGCCGGCCCGCACUCGGCUACCCACUCUGUUACUACUGGACCCCGCCUACUUCAACCAUCUGUUCACGCUGAUGCAAGCGCUGGGACGCAUGCGAGAGCCGGGCGCUACCGGGCCCGCGCCGGCCCGCACUCGGCUACCCACUCUGUUACUACUGGACCCCGCCUACUUCAACCAUCUGUUCACGCUGAUGCAAGCGCUGGGACGCAUGCGAGAGCCGGGCGCUACCGGGCCCGCGCCGGCCCGCACUCGGCUACCCACUCUGUUACUACUGGACCCCGCCUACUUCAACCAUCUGUUCACGCUGAUGCAAGCGCUGGGACGCAUGCGAGAGCCGGGCGCUACCGGGCCCGCGCCGGCCCGCACUCGGCUACCCACUCUGUUACUACUGGACCCCGCCUACUUCAACCAUCUGUUCACGCUGAUGCAAGCGCUGGGACGCAUGCGAGAGCCGGGCGCUACCGGGCCCGCGCCGGCCCGCACUCGGCUACCCACUCUGUUACUACUGGACCCCGCCUACUUCAACCAUCUGUUCACGCUGAUGCAAGCGCUGGGACGCAUGCGAGAGCCGGGCGCUACCGGGCCCGCGCCGGCCCGCACUCGGCUACCCACUCUGUUACUACUGGACCCCGCCUACUUCAACCAUCUGUUCACGCUGAUGCAAGCGCUGGGACGCAUGCGAGAGCCGGGCGCUACCGGGCCCGCGCCGGCCCGCACUCGGCUACCCACUCUGUUACUACUGGACCCCGCCUACUUCAACCAUCUGUUCACGCUGAUGCAAGCGCUGGGACGCAUGCGAGAGCCGGGCGCUACCGGGCCCGCGCCGGCCCGCACUCGGCUACCCACUCUGUUACUACUGGACCCCGCCUACUUCAACCAUCUGUUCACGCUGAUGCAAGCGCUGGGACGCAUGCGAGAGCCGGGCGCUACCGGGGUUAGUACAGAGACAAGUUUAGAAACAGAUUUAUUUAGAACAGUGGGAGUAGGCGCACGCUCUGCCUGGGCUGAAUGGCCGUCGGCGCAGCCCGCGCCGGCCCGCACUCGGCUACCCACUCUGUUACUACUGGACCCCGCCUACUUCAACCAUCUGUUCACGCUGAUGCAAGCGCUGGGACGCAUGCGAGAGCCGGGCGCUACCGGGGUUAUGGGAGUAGGCGCACGCUCUGCCUGGGCUGAAUGGCCGUCGGCGCAGCCCGCGCCGGCCCGCACUCGGCUACCCACUCUGUUACUACUGGACCCCGCCUACUUCAACCAUCUGUUCACGCUGAUGCAGGCGCUGGGACGCAUGCGAGAGACGGGCGCUACCGGGGAUUCAGUGGCCCACACGAAAGCUCAACUCCUAUCCCGGCGGGUCUGGGACAUACUCCAAGCGGUACCACUAAACCCGACCCUACUAGAAGCCUUCCAGAACCCGAUAGAAAGCAAACUACCAGAAUUACUUGACCCCAACAGUCCACAGAAACUCAUGUACUCUCUACACAUUAUUGAUAAGCUGAGCUCAAAUAAUAAUGGACCACCUACGAAGGAACCUUCUGGAAGCGAAAAGACUGAAGAAGAAAAAGUUAAUGUGGAAAAUUGGAAUGAUUUGUUCAUUAAGAAAGGCGGGCUGAGAUUGUUAUAUGACAUUAUGAUGUCUGGUGUGUUACAAAGGAGUGAUGACAGUGAAUGGAGGCAGGAUUGCUUGGCGUUGUUGUUGCAGUUGCUAUGUCGGAUUGGAACGCUGCCUUCUUCAGAUCCAUCGCAGACACCUAAGUUGCAUCCGUCAUUAUUAUCAUUAAUGAGCGUGGAGGAGACUACAGAAAGACUGAUAUCAAUACUGUGCGAAGCGGCGACGUCAAAAGAACCGACCACCUACAAAACGGGGUUCUGGGGUCGAGCGCAGGUGGUGCAACACGCGAUGCGCAUGUGCGUGUGGUGGGCGCGCGGCGGCGGCGACGCGGCGGCGCUGGCCUGGUCGCUGCGCCGCGCCGCGCCGCGCCUGCUGCUCGACGACGCCGACCCAGCGGUUCGUCGCGAAGCCGGCGGCGCCCUCUACCGGCUGUGCUCCCGCGGGGAAGUGGCGGUGCUGGCGCCGCUGCUGCAGCUGCUGCUCGAGCAUUUGCCCCGCGCCGCUGACAUGCGCCACCAGCAUCAGCAACAACAUGUCGACGUUCAUCAUCACACAGAAGAAGGCAAGGAGCCGUAUGGGCCCGCGUGUCGAGACUACUUCUGGCUGGUGUGCAGGUUGAUUGACGGGCUUCCUGAGGACUUCUUCAAAGAAGGCGCAACAUCCGAAGACAGCGGCGCCCCGGACUUAAACGAGUUGUGCGAGCAAAUCCGCUCGUCCCUCGAGAAACGGGAAAUCAUAGAGAAGCGGACAGAGCCGUGUACGCCCGACGACGGUCUCUAUGGACAACUAAGUUUAUUGACACACUUGCUCAAACAUCCAUUAAGGUUUAAGACUUCGGAGCAGGGUACUAGGACGUUAGAAAUGGUGUUCUCGUUUCUGUUCGACGUGCCCAACCCGGAGCACCGCAACCUGCCGAAGUGCAAGUCUCAAAAGUCACGGUCCGCGGCCUAUGAUCUCCUGGUGGAGUUGGUCCGCGGCGCGCCCGACAACUACAUGGUGCUGCAUAACAAGUUGAUGGAGCAUCAUAAACCAGGUCCACAAUCCUCAUAUCCCUGGGACUACUGGCCGGCGGAAGAGUCCCGCUCGGAAUGCGGCUACGUCGGCCUCACGAACCUCGGGGCCACUUGCUACAUGGCGUCGUGCAUGCAGCACCUGUACAUGAUGCCGCAGGCGAGGGCCGCCGUGCUACGCGCCGACCCCGUGCAUAGCCGGCACGGCGCCACGCUGCAUGAGAUGCAGAGGAUGUUCGCUUACCUUAUGGAAAGUGAACGAAAAGCCUACAACCCUCGCAGCUUCUGCAAGGUGUACCAGAUGGACCACCAGCCUCUGAACACCGGGGAACAGAAGGACAUGGCGGAGUUCUUCAUCGACCUCGUCUCCAAGCUGGAGGAGAUGACGCCGGAGCUGAAGAAGCUUGUGAAGACGCUGUUCUGCGGCGUGCUGAGCAAUAAUGUUGUUUCUUUGGACUGUCCCCACGUGUCCCGGACUCUAGAAGAGUUCUACACAGUGCGUUGCCAAGUAGCCGACAUGCGCAACCUGCACCAGAGCCUCGACGAGGUCACGGUCAAGGACACGCUAGAGGGAGACAACUGCUACACGUGCUCGCAGUGCGCGGCUAAAGUGCGAGCUGAGAAACGGGCCUGCUUCAAGAAACUCCCCCGCAUCCUCUGCUUCAACACGAUGCGGUACACGUUCAACAUGUUGACCAUGCUCAAAGAGAAAGUCAACACUCACUUCUCGUUCCCCAUGCGGCUGGACAUGUCCGGAUACGUCGAGAAGCAUCUCAUGCCGGCACAGUAUCAAGAAGAGAAAAGAAAAUCUGCGGACACGAAAAAGGAAGGUGACAGUAGUCCAAGCUCAGAGCCUGAAGAUAACUUGGAAACAGAAGAACAUCAUGAGUACGAGCUAAUAGGCGUAACAGUGCACACGGGUACCGCCGACGGCGGGCACUACUACUCGUUCAUCCGCGACCGGCAGCACGCGCACCACGACCGCUGGCUGCUCUUCAACGACGCCGAGGUCAAGCCCUUCGACCCGGCGCACAUCGCCGCCGAGUGCUUCGGCGGGGAGAUGACGAGUAAAACCUACGACUCCGUGACCGACAAAUUCAUGGAUUUCUCAUUCGAGAAGACGAACAGCGCAUACAUGUUGUUCUACGAGCUGAGUCCGCCGCGGAGCCAGCGCGGGUCCGAAUGCGGCCCGCAGGAGGAGCCACAGUCGUCGACAGCGGGCGAGUCGCCGCAGACGGUGGAGCGGCGAAGCGACGCGACGCCCAGCGUAAAGCUACCCCCAGACUUACUGAAAUGGAUAUGGGACGACAACAUGCACUUUCUGCACGACAAGAACAUAUUCCAGCACGCGUAUUUCACGUUCAUGGGUCAGAUGUGCAGUUCAGUGCCGCAGUCGCUGAUGACGCUACGGCCAGAGGUCACUGAGGUCGCGGCCCGGCUGUCGACGUCCUUCUUCAUCGAGACCUUUAUACACGCCAAGGAGAAGCCAACGAUGGUGUCGUGGGUGGAGCUGGUCACGAAGCAGUUCAAUGCGUCGGCGGCCGCGUCCGAGUGGUUCCUCGGGCACAUGGCGGACGACACGUGGUGGCCUAUGCAGGUGCUAAUAAAAUGCCCGAACCAGAUGGUCCGUCAAAUGUUUCAGAGGCUAUGUAUGCAUGUUAUACAAAGGCUGAGAUCUAGUCAUUGUGCCUUGUACCUGCAGGGUAUGGAGGAAGGCGAGGAUAACAGCAAGUUUGGUGAAGCGAGUUGUGUUACUAGGUUUAUAAGAAUGUUAUUGUCACUGAUGGAGAACGGAGCGCGAUCUCACCUGCGGCAUCUCACCGAGUACUUCAGCCUGCUGUACGAGUUCAGCAAGAUGGGGGAGGAGGAGGGCAAGUUCAUGCUGCGGAUCAACGCCAUCGCCAGCAUGGUCAGCUUCUACCUGGGACAGAACACCGCUACGUACUUCAGCCUGCUGUACGAGUUCAGCAAGAUGGGCGAGGAGGAGGGCAAGUUCAUGCUGCGGAUCAACGCCAUCGCCAGCAUGGUCACCUUCUACCUGGGACAGAACACCGCUACGCUACGGUUAGUCAUGUUGAACGGAGCGCGGUCUCACCUGCGGCACCUCACCGAGUACUUCAGCCUGCUGUACGAGUUCAGCAAGAUGGGGGAGGAGGAGGGCAAGUUCAUGCUGCGGAUCAACGCCAUCGCCAGCAUGGUCAGCUUCUACCUGGGCCAGAACACCGCUACGGUGGAAUCACCAUCGGAAGAAGCGGGCGGCAGCGGAAGCGGGAGCGGCAGCGGGAACACAGAAAGCGCGGGCGACAAGCUACGACCGGGCGCUCUAGACAAAAUGGUGGCGCUAGUGGCGGGGCUUGUGGAGCGGUCGCGGGACGCCAACGGGCAUUUAGCGUUGCAAGAGGCUGAUGCUAAAGCGCUGCUUCAUGCGAAGGGUUUCCCGUUCAUCUACCAGCAGACGCGCGACUGCCUGAGCCUGCAGCAGACGCGCGCGCUGGUGUUCGCGCUGUGCCGCUGGAACGAGCCGCUCGCGCAGAAGAUCGUUAGCAUGAUCUUCCAGGCCAUCGCCAAACACUCCGAGAGCUGCGGAUCUUUUUUCAAGUUGCUGACGCUAUUGGUUGAAGGCAGCGGCGGCGGUGCGGGUGCGAGCGGCGGGCUGCCCUGUUUUACCCAACUAGUGCUGGCGCGGUUAUGGGACUGUUCGGACGUGUGUCCGCACGCUGCGCUGGAGUGGCUUGCGCUGCAGGUCCCACGCAACAAGGCGGCGCACGCCUGGGCGCUGCGCACGGCGGAGCGCUGGGUGGAGCCGCAGCUGCUGGCGGCGCCGGCGGCGCGCGUGCGAGCCGCGGCCGCGCUGCUGCUGGUGGCGCUGGUGCCGUCGCAGCACUUCCGCCAGGGCUACGCGCGCGCGCGCCCCACGCCCGCCGCCAACCACCAGGCCAAGCUGCCCGACACCGCGCACCACACGCUGCACCAGCCUAGAGCGCUGGGUGGAGCCGCGCUGCUGCUGGUGGCGCUGGUGCCGUCGCAGCACUUCCGCCAGGGCUACGCGCGCGCGCGCCCCACGCCCGCCGCCAACCACCAGGCCAAGCUGCCCGACACCGCGCACCACACGCUGCACCAGCCUAGAGCGCUGGGUGGAGCCGCGCUGCUGCUGGUGGCGCUGGUGCCGUCGCAGCACUUCCGCCAGGGCUACGCGCGCGCGCGCCCCACGCCCGCCGCCAACCACCAGGCCAAGCUGCCCGACACCGCGCACCACACGCUGCACCAGGUGUACACAAUGCUCCUGGGCAAGCUGAAAGCGGCGCGGAAAUACACCGACAUAGCGGUGCACGGCACCAUGAAGCUGACGGCAUAUUUCGGUGUCAUGUCCUACUGCGUCGUCAGCCGCGUCGAGAAACUCAUGUUCGGCCAGUACUUCAAUGAUCUCUGGGACCUGUACCACCCGGCGAUAUCAGAGCCCUCUGUAGCGGUCCAUCCGAACAAACAGGCGCUGUUAACGUUUUGGCACGCCGUAUGUGUCGAUUGCGCGGAGAACGUACAGCUAGCGGUGGCGAAUCAGCGGCUCACGAAGCACAUAGCGUUCAACUAUAUACUUGCGGACCACGAAGACGGCGAAGUAGUAGCGUACAACCGCGCUAUGCUCCCUCCCUACUACGCCCUCCUGCGGCUCUGCUGCCGUCGCUCGGGCGCGUUCGCUCGCUCGCUCGCCCAGCACCAGAACAUACACUGGGCCUUCCGCAACAUCGCGCCGCACGCGCACCUCUACCCCGGCGCCGCGGAGGAGCUGCUCAGGCUAGCGCGUAUCCUUGCCGCGCGCGGCAGCGGCAGCAGCGGCAACAGCAACAGCAGCAGCAGCAGCGGGGAGACCGACGGCCGAGAGGCGGCCGCCUUCCGGCGCAGCACGCUCUCCGCGUAUCUGCAGGGUUUAAACGGCAGGACGUGUUGGACGACGCUGAUCUCGGCGUUCUGCACGCUGGUGGAGAACGAGGAUGACAGGCUGUACGUGGUGUAUAAUGGGGGGCUGCAGAUGACCUUCGAGGCGUUACACAGUCUCCACGCAGUAGUAGUGGAAGGCGGCAGCGGGUCCCACGGCGUCCGAGAGGAGCUGCUCGCGGCGCUGCGCUGGGCUCGGGCGCUGUGCCGCACGCUGCGGACCCGGCGCGACGCCAAGGAGGCCCGCGCGCUGCUGCUGGCCUGCAAGGACUGGCCCGAGUGCGCCCGCCGGCUGCUCACCAUGCUCAACCUGCACGCGAGGCCCAAGCAGCUCCGGGACCUGGCGUUAGGCGUGCUGCGCGAGCUGGUGAUGAUCGGCGGCGGCGCGGCGCUGGGCGCGCUGGUGCCGCUGGCGGCGGGCGUGCACGCCGGCGCGCGCGGCGCCGCCCGGCCGCGCACGCGCGCCGCGCUGCACGCCGCGCUGCCCCCCGCCGCCCGAGCCGCGCCGCCCGGCCACGCCCAGCCCACCGUCUACCGCCCCUACCACAAGUUCAUCGACACGUGUUGUCGGGUGGCGUGGCGACAACGCUGCAUGUCGGAGCAGCUGGUGCUACUGUCGGCGCUGUGCGCAUUAGAAGCGGUGCCGCUGCGGUUCAACUACUUCGCAGCCUUCUGGUACGAGGUCGCCACCACGCCGGGAGACACGAAGCUAGAAGAGAUGCUUCUGGAGUGCAGUGUAGUGUCGGAGUACGUUGACGCGGUGUUCGACGAGCGGGAGUCGCUCGAGGACCCCGCCAUACACGACUUCGUGCGACACUACUACCCUAAGCUGAGCGGGUGCGGCGCGGCAGCGGGUGCAGCGGCGUUGUCGGAAGAGUUGUGCGCCUGCGCGGCGCGCGCACCCCCCGUCACCCCCGCCGCCGCCGGGCUGCUGGGCGCCGCGCGCGCGCUCGCGCUCCUGCUCCCCCGCGCGCGCCUGCCCCCGCCCGCCCUGCGCGCGCUGCUGCGCGCCACGGCCGCGCUGCAGCACAGGACCGGUGAGUGCACGUCUCCUGACACCCCCGCCGCCGCCGGGCUGCUGCUCCCCCGCGCGCGCCUGCCCCCGCCCGCCCUGCGCGCGCUGCUGCGCGCCACGGCCGCGCUGCAGCACAGGACCGGUGAGUGCACGUCUCCUGACACCCCCGCCGCCGCCGGGCUGCUGCUCCCCCGCGCGCGCCUGCCCCCGCCCGCCCUGCGCGCGCUGCUGCGCGCCACGGCCGCGCUGCAGCACAGGACCGGUGAGUGCACGUCUCCUGACACCCCCGCCGCCGCCGGGCAGCUGCUCCCCCGCGCGCGCCUGCCCCCGCCCGCCCUGCGCGCGCUGCUGCGCGCCACGGCCGCGCUGCAGCACAGGACCGGUGAGUGCACGUCUCCUGACACCCCCGCCGCCGCCGGGCUGCUGCUCCCCCGCGCGCGCCUGCCCCCGCCCGCCCUGCGCGCGCUGCUGCGCGCCACGGCCGCGCUGCAGCACAGGACCGGUGAGUGCACGUCUCCUGACACCCCCGCCGCCGCCGGGCUGCUGCUCCCCCCGCGCGCGCCUGCCCCCGCCCGCCCUGCGCGCGCUGCUGCGCGCCACGGCCGCGCUGCAGCACAGGACCGGUGA
Messenger RNA from Cydia splendana, 12995 nucleotides. It is a transcript of the gene puf, whose product is annotated as ubiquitin carboxyl-terminal hydrolase puf. Gene Ontology annotation, cellular component: nucleus; cytosol. Gene Ontology annotation, biological process: protein deubiquitination. Bases 168 to 12995 code for a protein of 4275 amino acids. Gene Ontology annotation, molecular function: cysteine-type deubiquitinase activity. The record is from RefSeq and is a predicted model, not a curated record. The transcript is spliced from 76 exons. NCBI's taxonomy places the organism in Eukaryota, Metazoa, Arthropoda, Insecta, Lepidoptera, Tortricidae.